GUGCGCGCGCGCGGCUCCGGUUUCGUCCGCCGCUGUGGUGGACCUAUCACCAUGCUCACCUCAAGUAAUCAGUACCUGAGGCCCGAGUUUCUCUCUCCGCUGCCAACGACGUUGGACGCCAAGAAGAGCCCGCUGGCCCUGCUGGCUCAGACAUGCAGCAACAUCGGCGCAGACAACCCCAACAUCAAGCCCAUCAUCCCGCCGCUGGAAAAGCCCAAGGACCAGGAGAAGAACAAGAACAGGUUCACUGUCUUCUUCGACGUCUCAUCGAGCCAGCUGGACGAUAAGCCGUCCUUCAAGCCCUACGAGUCGGCGAAGAAGGAGGACUCCUCUAAUGGCGACAUCGGAGGGGGCAAGAGGUCUCCCUCGUCCAAGUCAGGCUCUCCGGCGGCGUCGAGGAUCGCCAGUUCUUCUCCGGCGGCAUCUUCGGUCGGCUCCAGCGGCAAGGCCUCGCCUAACGGAUCUGAAAACGGAAACUCCAAGUCUGACGCCUCGUCGUCUUCCGUGACGGCCACGACGACGUCGUCGUCGACGCCUUCGUCGCACAACACGCUCAGUGGGCUUGGCUACGGCGGCGCCGCGGCCAUGGGCCUGGACCUCGCCAGAGACGUGUCCAAGGAAACCCUGUCUCAUCUGACGUCGCUGAGCGCGCCGCCUACAAAGGCCAUCAACCCCUUGGGCUGUUCCCCGCUGAUGGGACACCUCCCCGUGGACGGCGUCGGCGCGGCGCACUCGUUCUCGCAGAGCAUCGCGAACCAGGCGUCCGCGGCGCUCAAGCUUGGCAGUUACCCCGUGGGCUCCCCGCUCUCCCCGUACGUGGGCUACGCACGCAUCAAGACGGCCAGCGGCGGCACCACGCUGGUACCCGUGUGUCGCGACCCGUUCUGCACCAAUUGCCAGAUGAGCAUGCAGAGCGCGCAGCUGGGUGUCUGCCCCAGCGGCUGCACGCAGUGUUCGCACGACCGGCUAGGGGCGCCGCCCGGACUGGGCCUCAACCCCGGCCUCGUCCCCGGCCUGGGCUCGGUGCCGGUCAGCCUGGCGUCCCAGCUGUACCCCGGCGCCCACUCGAUGCUCGCCAGGCCCAACGUCUGCAGCUGGAUGGUGGGCGACACCUACUGCGGAAAGCGGUUCUCCACGUCCGAGGAACUGCUCCAGCACCUACGGACUCACACCAACCUGUCGGUGACGGACUCUAGCUCCCUGCCCCUGCUCUCGCCCAGCCUCACAGUGCCAUCGCCCAGUCUUAGUGCGGCGGCGUGUCAUCUGCACUACAGCACUGCGCCGUCGCUCACCACGCCCGCGGGACUGCGGAGGACGUAUCCGACGAGUUUGAGCCCUGUGAGCUCGUUGUCUGCGCGGUACCACCCGUACAAGGCGCCGAUCCCGGGUUUCCCGGGCACCCCGUUCGCCCCGCUACCUCACCCAUCCCUCGGCAUGUACUACUCGCCGUACAGCCUGUACGGACAGCGGCUAGGACCUCCUGUGCACCCGUGAGCGCCCGUCGCCCUCGAAGCCCGAUGUGGUGCCACUCUGGACGUGUUGUUUUCUUCUCUGUUGUGACAAAGGUACGAGACUGCGAACACUUGCUCUCCGCGUGCGUGCACUGUGUGUUACUGCGGCGGCUCGCGUCGGCCCGCUUUCCCUGUCCCUGCUGUAGUUUCACGAACUUGUCAGCGAACGACUUCUGGGUCGCUCGUGCGCGCGUUGUCAGCACGGCUCGUCUUUCGUUUUCGAGUUUCGGUGUGUUUUUGUAGAGAGAGAGAGCACUACGCAGUUUGCGUGAAUGGGCAACCGUUGAGAGUUAUGUGUGCCGGAUACAUAUGCAAGCAAUACGCAGUGGCCUCCGUGUGUGCUUUUUCUUCUUCUUUCAGCACGUAGACAAUGUAUUAAAUAUUAAACAUGUCAUAAUGCUUUGUUAGAAAGAAAAAAUCAUAUUGGCACAGUGCUCUGCCGGUGCAAAUCGAAGGUAUCCAGGUCUUGUUCGAAAGCGGCUCUCGGAUCUGUUUCGUUGUUCCGCUUAAUUCGUCCGAUUAUCCAAAAGCCUCGUUCUGUUUUUAAUACAUGUUUACGGAGGUCGACUAGAAUACUGUAAGGAUGACACGACAUUCACGACCGUAAAACGUAAGAAGGGCAGAGCGAACGCACCUUUUUCCUCCCCGAAAGAGAUCUCAUCAACUCCUGCUUGUGCCUAUCCAUGUGCCUCGUCUUACUUUGAGAGUGACACUGCAAUCGUAACGGUCCGUGAUCUAAUUUGCACGAUGUCACGUGGGGGGGGUCGAAGGCACGCUCAAGGGACAAAACCAACUCACACCAUGUUGCUCAUGUGCAAGCACGCCGAGGACAUGUCGGGGGACGUGGUCACAUGUCUUGGAUCGAGGCACGUUUUGUGUUGGAUGUUUCCUUUUUUUUUUUUUUUUGUAUAAUUUAAUUUCGGGCACCGUUUCUCGCGCUGUUGACUACUUUUUUCCGUUCGUACUUGCUUUUCGUAUCUUUCUUCAUUUUCACUAGCAGAUUUUUUUUUUUGGUUAGGGGAGUUUUGUUGACAUUGUUGACGGUGUUGACAGUUUAGAAGUAGCAGCAUUUUUUUAUAUGCGUGAUAUCUUGAGGCACCCCGAUUUCCAUUUCGUGUGGGGGCUUCACGUAACUGGCGGAUUAAAGAAACGCGAGACCAGUCUUCUAGGCAACUUCUAUGGUAACUGACAGCUUAAGGAACGCAGGUAGCGUGAAAGUCAUAAGGCACACUCUGCUUUCCUCAAACUGUCAAAGUCUAUAGCUACAUAUUUCACGCUUGGGGGGGAAGGGGGGGGGGGGGGGGGGGGAAGAGGAGGAUGCAUCGAUAGGAGAAAAAAAUAAGAUUUUUAAAGAAAAAUUUGUACCGGCUAGUUUUUCUUUUCCACUUAUUGUCCAUCCCCACCUUCCAUACGUUCACAGUGGCGUGUGCAAGCUGAUCGAACAACCAGAGCAAGGUAGUCAAAACAGAAAAGGAGAUAUAUUAAAUAAAAUCACAGAAAGGGAGGAUCGAAAACGCAUUUGGCUCGCACAUUUUUCACCCGGAGGUAAAAGCGAAGAAAAUAGAAGAGGCAUCUGCCUGAUUGUCCCAUCGAUCAGGCUGAUGAAUCGUGCCGCAGCAUCGCGACGGGUUUGCCUUGCUAAUCUCAAAUGUAGCGUUUUCUUGGACGCCAGAUUACCAUAUACGGGUCUUUCUCUCUCUCUCCCUUCGCGUGAUCCGAAUCGGAGAUUAUGGGGAGAGAGCGAUUUAUAAAUAUUCGCUCCGCUGCAUUUUACGACCCCCAGCCGCGCUGCAGGGGAUUCGCUCGUCCUCCGCAGGGAUGGCUAUCUUUGAAUGAUGAAGCUGGCCCUGCAGCGGGGCAGCACGCGGCGGUCCGUUCGAUGAUGCACACCCGGGCUGCUUGUGUGUUUCCUUGUUCCGAUGCCGAUGCGUUCUCUAAGCGGGAACCGGUGCCGCUUAGCUCUUUGUGAAAACAACGCUUCGAGCUCGUGUGGCUCUUGGCAAGGGAAACGGCGUGAUGCCCCUAAGCUCAUUUCUUGAUUAUCUUCCUUAUGCUGAGUUUUUUAGAAGAAUAGUCUAGGGAUGUUGGAACGGUGUUUCGAAUCGAAUACUGCUGCGUCACCCGUAGCCUUCACAGUGCAAGCUAAAGCCAACUCCAACUAGCUCUUUGAAAAGUGCAGAAGCGAGGGGCGACACUGCGGCCGUUCCAUCCGAACCACUAUUCUUUCAUCACUAGAGAUUACUUUCUUUCCUGCUGCGCGGAAUAGGCUACUGGACGAUGGCAGUCACGCUGUCGCAGCACUCAUGCGCAAGCACUACAGUACGUUCGCCGGCGUUGUCUUCGAGACGUAUAUACAGCGCCGAUUAUUUCGUUGGGCUUUUAGCGCUGUGAAAUACUAAGUCAGAGUGCCCGAAGUGUAUUGCCAAAAUCGCGAUUUUUUUUUUUCUGUGUUUUUGUGUUUUUUUGGGAGGAUGCGUGAGGAUGAAAUGCGGGAUGUGUGGCAGCGUGCUUGAUUGUAAUAUACAUUCUGUACAGAAGAUUAUUUUGUUUGUAUUUUUAGUGAUAAGUGUUUUGAAAGUUUUUUCUUUUUUUUUUUCUUUUUUUCUGCAUGACCGAGUCGUGUACAAUAAUAUAUUUGAGCAGUGCCCGGGAUUUCCCUUUUCUUUUUUUCGUUGUGUUUUGUAAAUAUUCCUCGAUGCUGAUGAUCCCGUAAAUAUAUGACAUUGAUGAAAACUA
Molecule: messenger RNA, 4247 nt
Organism: Ixodes scapularis (black-legged tick)
Lineage: Eukaryota; Metazoa; Arthropoda; Arachnida; Ixodida; Ixodidae
Product: zinc finger protein Noc
Biological process (GO): negative regulation of DNA-templated transcription
Cellular component (GO): nucleus
Source: RefSeq, a predicted model, not a curated record